AUGGGACCUUGGACUCACCAGGGCAGUGGCCUUGCUGCAGAGCUGACUCACUUGGCCUUUUCUGGCCUCCCUGGCAGCCAGGACUCCCAGCCCAGUGGACCUUGGCUUAUAGCCUUUGGUCACUCCUCCAUGAGUCCUGGAGCCAGGAGGCUCAGGCCAGAAGACAAGCAGCAAUGUAGCUGCAGGCAUGUCUGGGCCACCCUGAGAAUACCCGAGCAGACCCAGGGCUGGCUGAAGUGCACGGACUGGAGCGUGUGCAUGUCCACACCUCGCCGACACCUCGAAACAGCCCUCCUGGGAAGCUACAGUCAUAUGUCCAUGUCACAUUACUUUCAGGGCAGGGACCACAUCUGGGUUCCAGGCACUCUGCACGAUGUCUGCCCAGACUUCACCAUGGGCCAGAAGCAGGACCUGUGGUACAACUUAUACCUUUCUGGCUUCAAGGCUGUCACCAUGGAAUGGGUGUCCCAUCAGCACAAGGUGAACUUUAAGAGGUUCUUUCUGAGCCUAGGCAGGCUCCAUGCAGGGCUCUGGGACAAAGCCAGAAAUCGGAAACACUUCCUCAACAAACGACCCCACUCGAUGGCAUCCAUGCUACGUGCGCACGCUGGUGCGGGAGGGCGUGGCCCACAGCUCCGAGGCGCAUCACAAGGCCUGGUUGCCGUGGUAGCGGCAGAGGCGGCCGCGGAGGCCCGCGGGAAGGCCAGGACCCCGCAGGAGCUAGUGGCUAGUGGCUGGAACCGCGCCCGCUCCAUGGCCACCAAAUGGUUCACUGGUGCGCCCUUCGGGGUGCAGAGCCACAGGUUUGACAUCUCUGCUGUUUAUCCCAACCGGAAGAAGCUCAGCACCUUCACUGAGGCCCCAUACUCCACGCGUUAUUCUGUGGAAGUGUCCCACAUAGGCCCUGGGACCUACAGCUCCAAGGACACCUGCUUCAGCAAGAAGAAGCUGAUGAAGGAGGUGGAUACAGGCUGGGCCAAGGCCCAGGAAGCCACGCGGCUGACCCAGCUACCCCACUUCCAGUACCAGGGGAUCAUGAAAGAGAAGCGGCUGCAGGAGCAGAAGCUGGGGCCUGGCUCCUACAACCUCAAAGACUUCUUAGAACAGCUGCGGGAGAAGCCGUGUAGCACCCGGGGGCUGCUCAGCUCUGGGGAGGUUCGCUUCCGAGGACUCAUUGGGAACUACUAUCCGGGCCCUGGAAAUUAUGGGGAGAAGGGCAACCCAUACACCAAGCUGGAGGAGAAUGCCUGGAACCGGUCCCAUUCCGAGGGCCUCAUGUGCAGGAUGAGCAACAAGCCGCACCCCCGGGCUCAUCAGGGCAGUGGUCUGGCACCCAGCACCUACUCCAUCAAAAGCGGCAUUGAUACUUACGUGGCACGAUCCGUUGGCACUCGUGGUCCCUAUGACACUUUCUCCGGUGAUCGGAGCAAGCCACUGCCCUAUGGGCACUACUCCAUGCAGAAAAAAAAGCCCAGGGAACUGAUGAAUUUCAAGAGCUUUGUAGAAGAACUUAACUCACGUCACAAUAAGAAACGUGGGGCUUUUUCUAAACUUCCCCGCAACCCGAAAAUGCCUACGGAGAGGAUUUACUGGUCUACCCCUAGCCAGUGCCCACGCCUUCUGGCCACAUCUGGCCCUGGUUUCUGGCUUCCACAAGAGAAGAAAUGCAGACCUGUCAACCAGCCACCGUUCCUGUUCUCCUCCAAGGGGUCAGGUGCAAAGGCCUGCCAGAUGAUUUUGGGAAGCUGGAACCCCGUAGGUGUGGGCCGCUACCUCAACACCUGGCUGAUGGAGACAAAGGACAGGCGGCAGCGAUAUCGGUCCUUAUACCUGCCUGGAUCCAAACGCUACCUCUCAGACCCGGCCCGGGACAUGCUCAUGCAGGAAAGGAUCACACCAUUUACUAAGGGGAAGUGCCCUCCAACUGUGGAUUACAAUUCAGAUCCUACUCCUUAAAGCCACAUGUGAAGGACAGCUCGCAGUGACCGGAGAACCCAAAGGCCUGAAAACAAUUCUGGGGGUGAGAGCAUGGGCAUGGGAAAGCAUGGGUGUGGGAGUGGGAGGUUUUAGGGAAAGGACACACAAGAGUGCCUGGGAGUGGGGAGAGACUUGUGGAGAUCACCUUUGCCGGAGCUGUAUACCUGAAGGUCACAGUGUCUUCCGGGACAGCUGGGGGCGGAUAUCUUGUUACAGGAGAUCAAUUAUCCUGAGAAUUAACUCAGCCAGUGACAUGAACUUGGGGGCCAGAUAGCAGAUGGACUGAAGGGAUGGGAUGUGGUGGACACUUGUGGGACCCUUUCUAUUCUAAAGCCAGAGUGCUUGGCUCCUUGUUUAUUAAAGUUCAGAAAGUGGUGGGAGAGUGUA
Molecule: messenger RNA, 2364 nt
Organism: Cebus imitator (Panamanian white-faced capuchin)
Lineage: Eukaryota; Metazoa; Chordata; Mammalia; Primates; Cebidae
Gene: CIMAP2
Product: lymphocyte expansion molecule
Exons: 13
Coding region: 1-1956 (651 amino acids)
Source: RefSeq, a predicted model, not a curated record